AUAUUAAUAGUACUUCCCAAUUCUAGUAUUGUAAAUUUACCAUGGCCAAAACACUCGAGAUCUCCCAUGUCCCUCCCUACUCAGAUUCAUCCAAUUCCCUCUCCGACUUCUCUCUGCCGGUCACUUUCUGCGAUACCUGCUGGUUCAAGUUCCCUCCGGUCGAGCGUCUUUUCUUCUAUUCUCUCCCGCAACCAAAACAAACCUUCUUAAACUCAACAAUCCCAAGACUCAAACGCUCUCUCUCUCUAACCCUCCAGCACUUCCUCCCUCUCGCCGGAAACCUAACGUGGCCUCGAGAUUCCCCCAAGCCCAUCAUCCUCUACAUCCCAAACGACAGCGUUUCUCUCACCGUCGCCGAAUCCAACGCCGCCGAAGACUUCGACUUUCUCGCCGGCGACCAUGCUCGCGAAGCCGCGUCGUUUCACCCCUUCAUUCCGAAUCUGAAAGUUUCCGAAACAGGGGCUUCGGUGAUAUCCGUGCAAAUAACUCUGUUUCCGAACAGAGGAUUUUGCAUCGGCGUGACGUGUCACCACGCCGUUCUCGACGGGAAAUCCACGACCAUGUUCAUGAAAUCUUGGGCUCAUAUUUGCAGAUCGGAGAAAUCGAGUUUACCGCCGGAGCUAACACCUUUCUACGACCGAUCAGUCAUCAGUGACCCAGAUGGGCUCGACAUGUUGUACGUCAACCAGUGGUUGGAGUUUACCAAAUAUAAAGACCCAAAUCCGUUCCAGUUUCUGCCGAGUCUAGACGUGCCGUCGGACUUCGUUCGAGCCACUUUCGAGUUAAGUCGACCCGACAUAGCCAAACUCAGGGAAAAGGUAUCGUCCUCUUGGAACAAAGCAGAAAAGCUCCACUUAACCUCUUUUGCUCUUACACUCUCCUACAUGGCUGUCGGCAUUCUCAAAGCCACAGAAGAAGAUCAUAAAUUAGCCACCAAAAAGCAGAAGGCGUUCUUAGCCUUCACGGUGGAUUAUCGGAACCGUCUGAGGCCGCCGGUCCUGGAGAACUACUUCGGGAAUUGCGUAGGAUGGCUGGUGAACUACGAGGAUUUGAGAGAGAUUUUGAAGGAUCAAGCUGAUCAAGACGCUUUGACCGUCAUGGCUGCGACGGUCAGCGACCUGAUGAAGAAGUUGGAGGAAGAUGUGAUGGAAGGAGCGGCUGAGACUUUAUCGAACGUGCUGGCGGCGUUGGCGGAAGGGAUUCGCGGCUUCUCGGUGGCGGGGUCGCCGAGGUUCGGAGUUUACGGCGUCGAUUUCGGGUGGGGAAAGCCAAAGAAGGUGGAGGUUGUGUCCAUAGAUAGAACUGCAGCUAUUUCCAUGGCGGAGUCUAGGGAUGGAAAUGGAGGGAUUGAGGUUGGUGUGGUUUUGAAGAAAAGUGAAAUGGAUGUUUUCUCCUCUUUCUUUCUCGCUGGCUUAGAGACGCAUGUGUAG
This is a messenger RNA of Morus notabilis, 1430 nucleotides long. RefSeq names its product phenolic glucoside malonyltransferase 1. The transcript has a single exon. Lineage: Eukaryota; Viridiplantae; Streptophyta; Magnoliopsida; Rosales; Moraceae. The record is from RefSeq and is a predicted model, not a curated record. Bases 42 to 1430 code for a protein of 462 amino acids.